AUGAGUAUCGAAGUCAGCGCUCUGCCCUCUCCCACAGGGCCUUUCAGCCCACGACACAACAACAUGAGCGGCCCUUCAUUUGAGAUGGGGCGAAGCAUGGACACUUGCAGCUCCAGCAAAGCGUCCAUGACUUCACGGUUCCGAGAUCUGGUCAGGUUCUUAUCUUCUGUAUCUGGAGAUCUGAGCAACGUCACUGCGCCGCCCUUCUUUCUGGCGCCCUCGUCCGUCGUCGAGGUGGGCCACUGCUGGUCUCAAAGGCCAGGCGUAUUUGCUGCGCCGGCGCUUGAGCCCGACCCGGCCAGGCGCGGCCUGCUCGUGCUGCGCAUGAUUCUCAUCGCCAUGCGCAGCCAGUUCUACGUGGCAGGCUCGCCCACCGUGAGCAUUAAGAAGCCCCUGAACGCUUUCCUCGGCGAGCUGUUCAUGGCGUCCAGCGGCAAACUGGCCUCGACACGGCUGGUAGCAGAACAGGUCAGCCAUCACCCUCCCAUCACGGCCAUGGCGAUCAUCGACGACGAGAAUGGGAUCCGAGCCGACGGCUACGCCCGUGUGGAGAUGACCUUUAGCUCCAGCGUGGACAUCAAGCAGGUUGGACACGCCAUCCUCUCCAUCGACAGGUACGACGACGAGAAGUACCUGAUCCCCCUGCCUGACGUCAAGGUCCGGGGCUUCCUCUCCGGGCGGCUGUACCCAGAAGUGCUGGGCACCUACACCAUUGUCUCCAGCUCGGGCUACGUGAGCGAGAUGACCUUCAGCGGGGCGGGCGUGUUCAGGGGCAAGAAGAACUCCUUCCAGGCGAGGAUGUACCGCAAGGACGACCCGAAGAAGACGCCCAUCUACGAGGUUGAGGGCUGCUGGAGCGAAGGGUGGACGGUCAAGGACAGCAGGACGGGCGAGGUGCUGGAGAAGUACGACGUCGACGCCGUCGAGAACAGGCCUGCGCCCAUGCACGUCGCUCCCAUCGAGAAACAAGACCCGUGGGAGUCCAGGAGGGCCUGGGCUGGGGUCGUGGACGCGCUGGACCGUGGCGAGUUCCGCGACGUGGUGGCGGAGAAGUCGAAGCUGGAGCAGGCCCAGAGGCGCAUGCGGGCGGAGGAGAGGAGGACGGGGACGAGCUUCGAGCCGCUGCUCUUCAGGAGCUGCAGGGGCGAGGAGCACGCGAUUUUUCACCAGCUGGCCGAGGGAACCAGCUGGCAGCUCGACGACGACAAGACGAAGGGGGUGUGGCGGGUGGAUGACGACAAGGUGGCCGGCGCACCGAGGCCGUUUAGGGGAGGUCUCACGCCCUUGGGCUAG
Molecule: messenger RNA, 1293 nt
Organism: Cryphonectria parasitica EP155
Lineage: Eukaryota; Fungi; Ascomycota; Sordariomycetes; Diaporthales; Cryphonectriaceae
Product: Oxysterol-binding protein
Exons: 3
Coding region: 1-1293 (430 amino acids)
Biological process (GO): piecemeal microautophagy of the nucleus; maintenance of cell polarity; endocytosis
Cellular component (GO): membrane; cytosol; intracellular membrane-bounded organelle
Molecular function (GO): oxysterol binding
Source: RefSeq, a predicted model, not a curated record